Molecule: messenger RNA, 1995 nt
Organism: Equus caballus (horse)
Lineage: Eukaryota; Metazoa; Chordata; Mammalia; Perissodactyla; Equidae
Gene: NOX1
Product: NADPH oxidase 1
Biological process (GO): defense response; superoxide anion generation
Cellular component (GO): plasma membrane; NADPH oxidase complex
Molecular function (GO): superoxide-generating NAD(P)H oxidase activity
Source: RefSeq, a predicted model, not a curated record
AUGGGAAACUGGAUAAUUAACCACGGGAUCUCAGGUUUGAUUCUGGCUGUUUGGUUGGGGCUGAAUGUCUUCCUGUUUGUGAAUGCCUUCCUGUUGUAUGAGAAGGCCGACAAGUACUUCUACACAAGAAAAAUCCUGGGGUCGGCACUGGCCUGGGCCCGAGCCUCUGCUCGCUGCCUGAAUUUUAACAGCAUGCUGAUCCUGAUUCCUGUGUGUCGAAAUCUGCUGUCCUUCCUGAGGGGCACGUGCUCAUUUUGCAGGAGUACCCUGAGAAAGCAACUGGAUCACAACCUCACCUUCCACAAGCUGGUGGCAUAUAUGAUCUGCCUACACACAGCUAUUCACAUCAUUGCACACCUGUUUAACUUUGAACGAUACAGCAAUAGCCGAAAGGCCACAGAUGGAUCUAUUGCUUCCGUUCUUUCCAGCUUGUAUAAUGAUAAGAAAGAGGAGAAUUAUUGGCUAAAUCCCUUCCACUCCCCAGACAUGACAGUGGAGUAUGUGACAUUCACCACCAUUGCUGGUCUAACUGGAGUGAUCAUCACAAUAGCUCUGGUUCUCAUGGUGACUUCAGCUAUGGAGUUUAUCCGGAGGAGUUAUUUUGAGGUCUUCUGGUAUACACACCAUUUAUUUGUCAUCUACUUCAUCGGCUUAGGGCUUCACGGCAUUGGUGGAAUUGUUCGGGGCCAAACACAAGAGAGCAUGCAUGAGAGUGAUCCUCGUAAGUGUGAAGAGUCUUUCCAGACGUGGAAUGAUCAUCACCCCAGCUGCAAGAAUCCCCGAUUUGAAGGGCACGCCCCUGAGUCUUGGAAGUGGAUCCUUGCACCACUCAUUCUUUAUUUAUUUGAAAGGAUCAUUCUCCGAGGUUAUCGCUCCCUGCAGAAGGUUGAGAUUAUCAAGGUUGUCAUGCACCCAUCCAAAGUUUUGGAAUUGCAGUUGACCAAGCGUGGCUUCAGCAUGGAAGUGGGACAGUAUAUUUUUGUUAAGUGCCCCUCAAUCUCUUACCUGGAGUGGCAUCCCUUUACCCUGACUUCUGCUCCAGAGGAAGACUUCUUCUCCAUUCAUAUCCGAGCAGCAGGGGACUGGACAGAAAAUCUCAUAAGGGCUUUUGAACAACAGCAUUCGCCAUUUCCCAGGAUUCAGGUGGAUGGUCCCUUUGGCACCGUCAGUGAGGAUGUUUUCCAGUAUGAAGUGGCUAUGUUGGUUGGAGCAGGAAUUGGGGUCACUCCUUUUGCUUCCAUUUUGAAGUCCAUCUGGUACAAAUUCCGGCAGGAUGAUCGCAAGCUCAAAACACAAACGAUCUAUUUCUACUGGAUCUGCAGGGAGACAGGUGCCUUUGCCUGGUUCAAUGACCUAUUGGCUUCCCUGGAACAGGAGAUGGAGGAAUUAGGCAAAGUGGGUUUUCUAAACUACCGUCUCUUCCUUACCGGAUGGAACAGCAACAUCGCUGGUCACGCAGCAUUAAACUUUGACAAGGCCACUGACAUCCUGACAGGUCUGAAGCAGAAAACCUUCUUUGGGAGACCUAUGUGGGACAAUGAGUUUUCUGCAAUAGCCACUGCCCAUCCCAAGUCUGCGGUGGGAGUUUUCCUAUGUGGUCCUAAGAAAAUGGCAAAGAGCCUGAGCAAACGCUGUCGCCAACACUCCAGUCUGGAUCCUAGGAAGGUUCAAUUCUACUUCAACAAAGAAAACUUCUGAAUUAUAGGAAUAAGGACGGUAAUCUGCAUAGUCUCUCCUUUGUAUCUUCAACAACUUACUUGGUCUGAUCAGGUUUGGGCAGCUGCCACUGAGGGAUAAUAAUGUGCCUCUCAAGCCUUGAGUCCCUGGCAUUCUUUUUGAAUUGGAUUCAACUUUGUCGUCACCGAGCUUUCACGAACCUGAGAACACCAGGAGUCACGAUAAUCCAAAGCCCAUGGAUCCUUUCUUGGGAAAAUAACUGUAAAUCCUUUUGGAAUGCCAUGACCGCAGCAAGGCCUGCUAGUAGAGGAGGUUGAC